Molecule: messenger RNA, 396 nt
Organism: Talpa occidentalis (Iberian mole)
Lineage: Eukaryota; Metazoa; Chordata; Mammalia; Eulipotyphla; Talpidae
Product: metallothionein-2A
Exons: 3
Coding region: 90-275 (61 amino acids)
Molecular function (GO): metal ion binding
Source: RefSeq, a predicted model, not a curated record
ACCAGGGUCCCGAAGCUCCGCCACGCUUUGCCCCAGCCAAGCGCAUCACCCUCACCACAGCCAAGAGCUCCAGUCGCACCUCGCUAGGAAUGGACCCCAACUGUUCCUGCUCUACUGGUGGCUCCUGCACCUGUGCCGGCUCCUGCAAAUGCAAAGACUGCAAAUGCACCUCCUGCAAGAAGAGCUGCUGCUCCUGCUGCCCCGUGGGCUGUGCCAAGUGUGCCCAGGGCUGUGUGUGCAAAGGAGCAUCUGACAAGUGCAGCUGCUGUCCCUGAAGAAGGGGCACCCAGCUCCCAGAUGUAAAUAGAGCCAUGUGUACAAACCUGCAUUUUUCAAAAUUUUCAUACUUCCCUGGCCUUUUGGCUCCAUUUUUUCCUGUAAAAUAUGUGGAUGAUA